Xyrichtys novacula (pearly razorfish) is the source of this 15889-nucleotide messenger RNA. NCBI's taxonomy places the organism in Eukaryota, Metazoa, Chordata, Actinopteri, Labriformes, Labridae. The record is from the annotation of a GenBank genome assembly.
UUUUCCUCCUCCUCCUCCGACCCCACCCGUUUUAUUUCUUUCAAGUCACAACUUGAGCCCAACUUUGCAAGUCGAAAUUGGUGUUGAGAAACAAAAGAAGAAUGCGCGGAGGACGGGGCUGUGCUCUGAAGGAAAUGCAAUAAACUGCAGUCUCUGUUCUGGAUAAAAAAAGAUUUUUCUGCCCCCCGUUUUCUGAGACUUGAUCCCCGCGAUUAGGACUAUGAGCACAAACGACAUCUAUGAGAUGGACUCCAUGACUGAAACAGAGGAGAUGGACGCUGAUGUGGAGUUAGACAUGGUAGAAGAAGAAGCGGGUAAGAAACCAUUGUCUGUAGUUUAGAUGCGUGGGUACCCACUGUCUCAGGAAUCUUCAAAAUCAAACAGACUGUUUCUGGAAAAACUGAGCAACUCCUUUUAGCUUACUCUGUGACAGCAUUGAACUCAUAUUUGUUUUUAAGCAUCUUGUAAAGCUUUUAAAAGAGGUCAACCAAAAUUGGAUUAAGGGAAGUUACAUUUUUAGAUCUAAACUUUCAAUUUCUCAGACUUGUUGUACUUGUAAAUUACACAUCAGACUGUUGUUUAAUAGAGAUAUUUUACAGCAUGUGGGCAAAAGUUUCACAUUUCUGGCAUUGUGACACCUGACAUAUCUGUGCUAUAAAGUUUUAAAGAUAAUUACAGACAGACAUCAAUCAAAUAAAUAAGAGUCUAAUUCCCAGAUCAUGCUCAUGGCAUGUGCUGCAGAACAGCUGGACUCCAAUGGGGGUGUGUCAAGCACCAAUUCUGGAGGGAACUUACUACCUGACACACAUAUGGAUUAAAAGACCUCUAAAGACCAACCAAACCCCCUGAAGUCUGGUGUGACUUCCUCAAAGCCGACAACAGUCUACAGAAUAACACAGGCCACAAGAACUGAUUGCAUCCUUCCGACCUCUUACUUAUCGUUUGGCAUUUCUUACAUUCCUGAAGCUUCAAACCGAAACCUUAGAUUAACUUUGGAGUACAGUCAUAGAAACCCAAGGUAGAGCAUGCACUCUUCAAGCAGCUGUCACCUCACAUGCCUGUAUUUACUGCCUUACCCAAAACAUUUAUUGUCAGCCAUAGCAUUAAUACUUUGAAUAGCAGCUCUCAGACAGAUCUAUUUUCCUCUUGGAAAAAUUUGAUGGCCUACCAGCCAAUUUUACUGCAUUUAUGGUCUUGACUGUAUGAAAACACCAACACAAAGUGCACUCUGUUUUAAUGGAACCCAUUUUCACUUGUGAUUUAUUAUUAAUGAUAAUUUACACUUUGUGUUGUCUGUGAUGUUGUCAGACUUGGAUUAUACUUUUAUGUUUGCGACUUAAACAUGUCACACAAUUCUCACACAUGCAUUUUUUUCAAAGUGCACCAACAUGGUUUCAUCAGGAUUAGAUUUACUCAUCUCUGUAUUUUAUCUGGCAUAUAAAACAAAUCCUGUUAGUUACAGCUUUUUCUGUAGUGUAGUUUUUUUUCUGUUUGUAUCGUCUGCUUUUAUUUCUGCAUGUGUUGUUAAGGAGGAUGCUCCCAAGAGAGGAAGUUGAGUGGGUGGGUUGUGGUGAGAAGGCAGAGUUUUGCUGUUGACAGCUUGCGGGUAUAGUCUGAACAUGCUUUUCAAAAGAUUCAUGCAUACUGACUCACUGUAGGGGUAAAUGAUUUUAUAACGCAGCCUCUGUUGUGUUCAAUUACUCAAUAGCUCAUGCACUUUAAGGUUACCAGAUGUAAAAUUGUAAUUUAGCCCCACAUUUGUUCUAUGGUCUGCACUCUUUGUGCCACGUUUUCUCUUAUUAGAGCAGUAGCUAACAUUAAAAAGCCUUGUGUUCACAGUGAAGUCGGCCAGUAUCAAAAUAACAAUAGCCUAAAGGCACAAUCAUCAGGGAUUAACAGCACAUUUGUAACUGGUUUACCCACAGUGUCUGAAGACUAACCCUGGUGUAACAAGCUUGGUGAGGGUUCAGACUGGGUAGAACUAAAGCAUUUUUUGGUUAUCUGGAUCAAGUGGAUCCACAUUUCAGUUUCUCAUUGUGUUACUAAGGCCAGUGUUUGGAAAACAACAUCUGUCUUUGGUUUUUGUCACAGUGCUCUCUGCUUUAUAUGGAAAGACUACAGAACUUUCCACAUUAGAUGACAGCAGCGGGAAUCCUGAAUGCAGAUGGGGAAACACCAUAGUACAUACUUAAAGAGGUCACUGUGGUGGAGUAUUUCUUUUUCUUUUUCCCAAAGGGUGUAAGUGUGGUAGAGGGAAAGCAGUUCAAAAGAAAAGACAGGAAAAACAGAGUGGUGUUUCGUGGGACACAAACUGAAACAGAUUCAGUCUGGGGGAUGAGUAGAAAGCGUUAAGAGAAAAUAUGAUUAGCUAGAGCUUAUGCACAGUUAUACCACCGAUAGGUAUUUGUAAGUGAAAUGAAAGAUCUUUGAACUGUACAGCAUUGCUGACUUGUAUCUAUGAGGCUGGCUGAAAGAUAGCAAAGAAUUACCAUAAAAUGAAGGUUAGUUACGCCAAAUAAAAGCUGGAGGUGUUGUGGCUGGAAAAACUGAUCUGAAGAUGUUAAGAAUGAAUCAACUAACACGUCAAAUGCAGCAUACUUGCAGCUUCACUUAGCACUUUGAUGAAAUAAGUUCAUUUCUUUUCUCUUUUCUCUUUUAUCUCUUUUACCUCUAUCUAAUUUAGACUUACUGUCCUUUUAGCCUUUGUUUUACUUAUAGUCUUUUCUUACUUAAUAUUUUAGGCCUUUUAUUGAUUUUAUUUUAUUUUUCUGCUCAUUUAUGUUAUUCCAUUUUAUCAUAAAUAUUACCAUCAUUAUUAUUUAAUUAUGAUUUUAUUAUUAUUACGAAUUUUGUCUUCUUAUAUUUAAUAUCCAGUUUUCCUGCUUUCUACCCCCCCAUGUCCAUGUGCUGAUGCUUUACGACUGUUUGUCAAAGUACUUUGUAAACCUCUGUUUUUAAAAGUGCUAUAAAAAUAACAUUAUAAUAAUAAUUAUUAUUAUUAUUUUGAGGACAGUGUUGGUCAAACUAGAAACUAUGAGGCGUUAAAAGAUGUUGCUUUGUAAGGACGUCUGUCUCAAACACAGCUUCAGGUAAAAUGACUGUUCAGAGAAAAAGCUUGAAAUGAUGUAGAAAUGCUAACUGAGCUGUUAAAAGUUCUAGUGUUACUUACAGUAUGAGAAGCUAGAAGCCACACACAGAUAAACCAAAGUGUGUUUUACUUGAAAUUAAAGUUCACCUUGUGGUCCUGAAAAUAUUUUUUUAAUUCAAAUUAACAUAUUUGAGAAAAUGAUCCCCCUACAGAAACUAUUUUAACCCACCAACGUACAGAUGAUUUUUUUUUUUCUUUUUCAGACCCUCAGGUGACUAAACAGGUUACAGGUGGUUCUAUUGCAUACACUACCAACAAACAGACCACGGCUGACCUCAGUUUGUCAUUUAAGCUGUUACCUAUUAUUUGAAAUCAUUAAUAAUAAUGCAGUGUUGUUCAGUAGUUGAGUCAUGUGCAACCUGUGAAUGCUUGGCCAGGUCAUAUACAGGGAAUAUUAUUUACACUAAUUUAUGAAACAGGCCAAAAGUCUAGACUGCCAACCAAGACAGUAACAUAAAAACUCAGUAAGUUUUAAAUAAAAGUAUUGAUGCACUAUUUCUUUUUGCAUACUUGAAGAUACAUGCCAGUUUUUUAUGCAGCAACACUUUCAAAUGAGCUUUAUUUCGUUCUUUUCAUGCUAUUUUAAUUGUGUUUGUUUCACAGUGUACCUUGAGGAGUUUUUACCAACAUACCACAGUAUUAAAGAAGGAGCACAAGUUGCCAAAGCCCAACUGGUAAGUGAACAAUUUUACUUAAAUGUCAGUCACACCAGCAAAAAGAAAAACUAAUAUAGAGAAUAAUCUGAGUACUCACAUGUGGCUGCAAGAGCUUUAGUAAAUCCCGGUGGUGUCACUAGUCUGAUUCUGUGGAGAGAAAGAGAGACAGGCAUGAAGGGCGGGUGUCAUAAUGUUUGUUGACCCUUCCCACUUCUCCUGCAUGUGCCCGCAUCACAUGUUAAAUAGGCUGGUCAAGGUCGGUGUUAUUUAGACAUUACUCUACACGGACUUUCCACAAACACACACAUACACGCAGAGGCCCCUGUUCUGCUCUGUUUCGGCGUCAUGUACGACAUCAUGGAGGAAGAGGAGUACGAGUUCCAGGCUAUGGAGUUACCUGAUGAGCCUUGUUUUUGUCCUCAGGUGGAGUUUAACGACAAGCCUGACUCCUUGUUCUUCAACGAUGGCGUCAGGAGGAUCGACUUCAUCCUGGUGUAUGAAGACGAGGAUAAGAAGGAUUUUGAGAAGAGGCACACGUUUCAGAGGCGCAAGGUAGAUUUGAAGAGGAUUCAUUCAGUUUAGAUAAUAUUGAUGGUGGUGGUGUUUGUAGAGCUGUUAAAUGCUGCUCUGGCAUCUCUUCAAAGUUCUGUUUGUUUUUGGUCCAUUUCAGUCAUUUCUGCCUUUAUUAAAAAGAGUUGAAUAGAGCUAUGAGUUUGUAAAAAAAGAGAAAAAGACUUCUGACACAAGAAUAAUGUACAGUUUGACAGUGAUUUAUCUGAAAUUUUGAGUUUUUGAAGUUAGAUUUGGUUGGAAAAAGUUGUUGGAAGUGGUGCUUUGCUCCUUAAAAACCUGAUUUAACUUUGAAACAAACAUUACAAAUGUGAACAAACUACAUGAAGUGCAGUUUAUUAGUAAUCAAACAUGAUAAAACUUUGUAAAACUGAAUGAAAAGAGCAUUUCUAAUGAGUUUUAUCACACAUUUGAUCAGCACCGACUCUUCCCUAUUUGUUAAGGGAGUUUUUAUUUAAAGUAGGAUAUUGUUUGACUCAACAAAGACUUCAUUUAUUAUCUGGAAUGGGAACAACUGAGCAGAUAUUGUUUUUUGUACUUCCUUUGUGCUGAACUUCAUGUUCAUUCAUCAGAGUUUUGAAUGACAGAUUGUUCAGUACAGCUGCCGGCUGGAGGCCCUCGAGGGAAGUUGUGCAAACAGAGCAUCCCUUUGCAUCGCACGUAUGACCAAAAAAUUGCCAAAAGUUGAUGUCAUAUCAGUGUGGUUUGUGAGUUUCUUCAUCAGAACAAAAACCUGUUUUUCUAAAGAUUUCAUUUCAGUCUAGAAAUCCUCACAAAACAAAUAAGACUGAGUAUGUGUGAUUGAAAAGUGUGAAUCCCAAAGCAAACAGCUGUUCCGGGUUUGUCUAAGCUGCCGGAUAUUUUCUGUUCUGCAGGAUAUUUAAGAUACCUCGUACAUUUUGCACAACACAAAUUUAAAUGAUUGAUAUCUUGGCACAGAGGCAGGUGCUGAGUCGACUUCUUUCACAACAGGCCUGCUGCGCAGGAAUACUAGACGCUCACAGACAUGAGACACCACAAUGUUGCAAUAUAUGCCCUGUGCAAUCUUAAAUAAUCUGCCUGUUGUUUUUCUGCGGAAAUGAUUACGUGUAAGGUAAGCAGAGGAAAUGUGUGCCACCAACACACACAUACACACAGAGGCACAUUUGUGUAAGCUGAUCAGCCAGUUUUAACCAGUUCCUUAGAACAGCCGGCUGGUAGAGCUGUUUCAUAUCAUAGCUCAUGAGCUUUAUCACCACUGAUCCAUGGAGGACUAAUCUCAAAGGAAGCCAAAUCCAGAGUGGGAUUGAAGUAUAUCUCUUUGCCAGUUACUCCCUUCAGUUGCAAAACAUUUUUCCUGCUCUUACUCUGACUUCUGUAAGGGUGUGGUUUUUUGCAGAGGUGUUUGCACCUAUAUGAAAUUUAAUGUAUAUAUUGUUGCCCAGACCUGGACAUGUUUUCAGUCUUCCCUCUCUGUCAUUCUAGUUUGUUGAAAAAAAAAACACCUUUUGCUUUGGUUAGAGUCCCCACAAAGUAGCUCCAACAUGAUACAGGCCAGUGAAAAAACAUGGAGGAGUUUGUUUGCAUUCAGAAGACUGAAUGCCUUUAUGUGUACCCAGGACUACAAUUGACUGAUGCGCCAUAUUUGAUGGCACGCUACCAACAAAAACCUGCUCUGACUUGCAUGUGGUGUCGUCAUUCUUUGCCACUAUGUGCACUAUAUAUAAAGACUUUAGUGUAAAUAAAGACCAUGUUUUGGAAAUGAAACGUGUCCAAGCAAAUAUGAAGUGUGUCGAGUGCUUUAAAUAAAUACAGUUAAAGGUCUUUAUAAAGCAACAAUAUCGCCCUAUUGGAUAAAUAAGGGUUGUUCAUGUGAGAUAGUAGAGGCAGAAUAGUCUCUUUAUUCACAGUAUACCAAAACAGGUGUAAGUAUUGUACUCUGAAGCUUGAUUUUUGCAGAUGUGUUCAAAUAAAGCAGCCAUGCUUAUAUUUCUGUAUCCUCUCUGAAGAGACGGCGAGAGUACUUUGAAGCCAGCCUGAUGAAGAUGGGAAUGGAGCUGGAGGCAACAAGAUCAGUGAGUAACAACACAGUUUUUUUCAAGACUGUAGUCUGUUCUUCAGUUUGAUUUCCUUUUUAAAACCUCCCACUGUCUUCGUCAGGUAAUCGAUGAGAAACUGAUGUUCGUCAAAAUCCACAUGCCGUGGGAUGUACUCUGCACCUACGCUGAGGUCCUGCACAUCAAAGUUCCCAUCCUGCCAAAUGACCUCUCUUCCCGUCCCUUCGCAUGGGGUUUCCUCUCCUUCCUCACCAAGUUCUGUAACCCUAAUGAAGAACGGAUCACCAAGGAGGCCGAGUUCUUCACUGCCCCCUUUGAGAAAGACCGGCUGGAGUAUUUCUACGUGAAGGACAAAGAUAUCUUCUUCACUCCGUCCAUGAGGAGCAGGAUGGCAAGUUUUCAUGUUAAACUCUGAUUAUUUGAUGGUUAAAAAAAAAAAAAAAACUUUAAUUUUUGACGAUAUCACUCCUUCCCUCAGGCGUAUUACAUCCUGAGCCGUGCCCCCUAUGAAAUACGAGGAAGCAUAAAGAAAUUCGGCAUCACCAAACUGCUGGACAGUGGAGUGUACAAAGCUGCCUAUCCUCUCCAUGAUGUAAGUGAUGUCAUUUGCCAUUUUCUUGUGGUUUGUAAAAGCAUUUUGAGCUUACUCUCAUGCUUUACCCAACUUAACCCAACAUAUCCUUGUUUGCAUUAUUUUAUGUUUUUGCCAUUCCAGUGCAGGUUCAACGUCAAGUCCAAAGAAGAGGGCUGCCCCAACGAGAGAUACCUGCUCUACGAGGAAUGGGCUCAUCCCAAAAGCUUUUACAAAAUGCAACCACUCGACCUCAUCAGGUGAGCACAAUCUUCAUGUUUGCCUCUUAAAAAUGCGCAAUAAUGACACCGUCUCUCUGUGUGAGAUCUUGAAAAUGUUUUCUUUGACAAGGGCUGAAGGUAUUGUUCAAAAACAAUGGUUUCUUUCCAAAGGAAGUAUUAUGGAGAGAAGAUCGGCAUCUACUUCGCCUGGUUGGGUUUCUACACAAUCAUGCUCGCUCUGGCUGCUGUGGUGGGACUGGGUUGUUUUAUUUAUGGAUACAAGACUCAAGAAACAAGCACGUGGAGGUACACUCCCCUAAAGAGUCAUUUUUCUGGAGAUAAAUCAUUGACAUUAAAGUUUAUCGUAUACCAUUAAUCUUCUUGUGACACAAUUAGUCUUGCUUAAAUUCCUUGUCUAAUAAUCUGUACUAUACUCCUGCAGCAAAGAGGUGUGUGACCCCGAGAUCGGAGGACAGAUUGUGAUGUGUCCACAGUGUGACAGGGAGUGCAAAUAUUGGAGGUUGAACAGCACCUGUGAAGCUUCAAAAGUGAGUUUUAUUUUAUAUCUACAAUUAAUUUGAUUGUGUUACUCAAAUAUGUCUGCAUAGCCCUUCUGCUGUUGUUCAAAAUAAGACGUAUAAAAAUACCGUUCUGACCCAAAUACAAGAUACCCUAAUUGAGGAUGAACCCUGCUUUGAAGAUAGAUGUGUAGAAAAAUACAUUGUUAAGACCAAACUUGAGCUAUUUUAAUUGAAAACAAUAAUAAAAUGGACACAUGCAGUCAAGACAACCUUACUUUUUUAUAUCUAUUUAAAAAAAAAGAAUCUUCUAUCAGGGUCAAUAUGGUAAAUCUGUGUAAUACUCAACCUUGAAAGAAAGACAAAGUAAAUGUACUUGAUGCUUUUUGAUAUUCGGCAAAUACAAUGUCAUAUAAAUGGGAUAAAAAAAAGACUUUAUAUCCAUUAACUGUUCACAAGUGGGAUUCAGAUUACUAAAUGAAAGUAGCAGCAAGGUCACACAAUAUCUACUUUAAUGUUUCUUUUUUUAAUCUUUCUUAUGAAUAUCAAGUCUCAUCACUGCCAGUAUUAGUUACAUUUUCAUGUGAGGUGAACUUUGGCCCAAUCUAUCAACUAAUUACUUGUAAACAAAGUUUUAGCGCCCAACGUGGGGCUCAACCCACGACCCUGAGAUUAAGAGUCUCAUGCUCUACCGACUGAGCUAGCCGGGCUUGGCUUGCUGAACACAGGUCAAGUUGAGAUUGGAAUGUGGAGAUGUACAGUUAGUUUAUAUCCAUUAACUGUUCAGAAGUUGGACUUAGAUUACUAAAUGAAAGUUUACGUAUAUAAACUCCUUUUUUUACAAAUACUUUUAGCUGCAAUUGUAAUUCUUUCAAGACGAAACUUCCGAAAUUAGACAGAAAAACUGCAUUUUUGUCAUGAAUAGUUGAGCUGGUUUCAGUUAAAAAUAUCUGUGUUUGUGGGCCUUAGGAAUGCAAACAGCAGGCAUUAGGAAAAAAGCGACUAAAAAGUAGUUUUUACCAAACCAAAAAAAUGUUUUUCGCAUGUCGUCUAUAGAAAAAUUAACAGAUACAAAAAUUUCAUAACACAGAGGCAGCUCCUCUCUGCAAGGUGUCAAAGUUCAGGUUUUCACCUGAGCAGCAAGGUCACACAAUAUCUACAUUGAUGGGGUUUUUUUUUAUCUGCCUUAUGAAUAUCAAGUCUCAUCACUGCCAGUAUCGGUUACAUUUUCAUGUGAGGUGAACUUUGGCCCGAUCUAUCAACUAAUUACUUGUAAACAAAGUUUUAGCGCCCAACGUGGGGCUCGAACCCACGACCCUGAGAUUAAGAGUCUCAUGCUCUACCGACUGAGCUAGCCAGGCUUGGCUUGCUGGACACAGGUCAAGUUAAGAUUGGCAUGUGGAGAAGUACAGUUAGUUAAUAUCUAUUAACUGUUCAAAAGUGGGAUUCAGAUUACUAAAUGAAAGUAUAAGUACAUAAACUCCUUUUUUUUUUUACAAAUACUUUUAGCUGCAGUUGCAAUUCUUUCAAGACAAAACUUCUGAAAUUAGACAGAAAAACUGCAUUUUUGUCAUGAAAAGUUGAGCUGGUUCCAGUUAAAAUUAUCUGUGUAUGUGGGCCUUAGGAAUGCAAACAGCAGGCAUUAGGAAAAAAACAACUAAAAAGCAGUUUUUACCAAACUGGAAAUGUAUUUUUUGCACGUCGUCUUUAGAAAAAUUAACAGAUAAAAAAAAAAAAAUUUCAUAACACAGACAAAGCUCCUCUCUGCAAGGUGUCAAAGUCCAGGUUUUCACCUGAGCAGCAAGGUCACACAAUAUCUACUUUGAUGUUUCUUUUUUUAACCUGUCUUAUGAAUAUCAAGCCUCAUCACUGCCAGUAUUAGUUACAUUUUCAUGUGAGGUGAACUUUGGCCCAAACUAUCAACUAAUUACCUGUAAGCAAAGAUUUAGCGCCCAACGUGGGGCUCGAACCCAAGACCCUGAGAUUAAGAGUCUCAUGCUCUACCGACUGAGCUAGCCGGGCUGGCUGUUUUGGGGUCACAGGUCAAGUUAAGGUUGGCAUGUGGAGAAGUACGGUUCGUUGAUAUCCAUUAGCUGGGAUUCAGAUUACUAAAUGAAAGUAUAAAUACAUAAACUCCUUUUUUUUUUUUAAAUACUUUUAGCUGCAGUUGCAAUCCUUUAAAGUUGGAACUUCUGAAAUUAGACAGAAAAACUGCAUUUUUGUCAUGAAUAGUUGAGCUGGUUCCAGUUAAAAAUAUCUGUGCUUAUGGGGCUUAAGUGCCCCUUAGGAGUCUGCUACUGCAGCCUGAUUUGGUCUGGUACGCUCAGUGGCCAGAGUCAGUCUGCAGACAUGUGAUCAAAAUGACUUUGUCCUGCUCCAGUACAUCUUAGUAUCUACUUUUAUUUCAUAUAAGCCUCUCGAGUCCAGAGUGAUUCAACUAAUUGUGUUUUGUAUAAAACUAGUCUUACUGCCGUUUCAUAGCUGUGUGGGCCUUUAUUGGUCCCAGUAGGGCAGCAGUGGCACAAAAGCAGGAUACAACUGUGAGGUUUUUAACCGGUAUAUUUCUCUCCCUUCUCCUCAUUUAGAAACUUUGUAUCUUUGAUAACUUUGGAACGCUGGUGUUUGCAGUUUUCAUGUCAAUCUGGGGUAAGUAUUUAACAACCUGCCACAGGUGGAGUUUUUAUAUUUCUUUAAGUACUUUUUUUUUUAAUGAUGACAAAAUUUAUUGUCUGUAUUUGAUGUUCACUAAAGCAGGAAGUUUUGUGUUGGCACUUGUAUCUCCUUCAGUCUCAUCUUUGCAGUGAUUGUUUGUUUCCUGCUUCUGUUUAUUUCCUGCCUGCAGUGACUUUGUUCCUGGAGUUUUGGAAGCGCUAUCAGGCAGAGCUGGAGUACCAGUGGGAUACUGUGGAGUUCCUGGAGCAGGAAGAGCCAGCUCGGCCUGAAUAUGAAGCCAAGUGUAAAUAUGAGAGGAAAAAUCCUGUAACCGGGGUAAAUCAUGCACACAGUGUUACGUCCCAAAGUAGGAUGCAGUUAAAAAACUUUAACAACUUUAAAAUGAAUGAGAUAUUAUUGGAUUGUUUUCAGGGAUGCUGUUUAGACAACACUAAGUCACACUUUGUUGUAGUUAAAGUCAAGUAUUUGUUUAUUUGUAUUUAGGUGAAAGAAAAAGUGCCUUACACCAGCUGUGGUCGAUGCGUUCGGGUGUCAAUCGGAAUCAGCACAGUCUUAUUCUGGGUAAUGUAAAUCAAUUCCUCUCAAUCAAUACAAGUGUGUAUAUGUUUGGGUUUUUUUUUUUUUUUUUUUUUUUACCAGCCUGUAAAUCAGUGUUUGUAAUCACGCAUGUUAUCCAUGUUCCCAGAAAGUUUCCGUUUCCAUCAGAAUAUUUUCUUUCCUCUUUUAAUGGAUGUUUUUCCUCCUCAGAUCCUGUUGAUCCUGGCGUCCAUUGUGGCCAUAAUUGUCUACCGUCUGGCUGCAUUUUUUGCCUUCUCAGCGAAACUCCGAGCUCAGAACCUGAAGGAGCUCGAACCCUUAAAGGAGUAUGUGACCCCUCAGAUGGCCACCGCUGUCACAGCCUCCUUAAUCAGUUUUGUGGUCAUCAUGAUUCUCAAUAUCCUCUAUGAACGGGUCGCCAUCUUGAUCACUGAUUUUGGUUUGUUAUUCUGCUUUUACAAACUUACAUUUACUGGCAGGUAUUCAAAGAAACAGACCUCAUUUUUCUUUCUAUCUUGCGACACUAACAGAGCUUCCCCGGACCAAGACAGAUUACGAGAACAGCUUGACUCUGAAGAUGUUCCUGUUUCAGUUCGUCAACUACUACUCCUCCUGUUUCUACAUCGCCUUCGCCAAAGGGAAGGCAGUCGGCUAUCCCGGACAGCCUGUUUAUCUCCUGGGAAAAUACCGCAAUGAGGAGGUAGAAAUAGUUCAUUUGGUUGGGUCAAAUCCAUUUCCUCUUGGCUCUUGGCUCAUGUUUUGUGUCUUAUUUCUCUGCAGUGUGAUCCUGGCGGUUGUCUGAUUGAAUUGACCACACAGCUCUCAAUUAUCAUGGGUGGUAAAGCUAUCUGGAACAACAUCCAAGAGGUCUUGCUACCGUAAGAAGUCAGAAUCUAAGGCCCUAUUUUGGUCAAUUAAAAAUACCAGAUGUGCAUUUACCAACACACUCGUGGCUCAGGGAUCCAGCAUGACUGACUUGCGACGCUCUUUAUUGUCUCACUGAGUAUCACCUCUUUCGUUUCUCUGCAGGUGGUUGAAGAAUUUAAUUUCCCGUUAUUGCACCCGUGUGGACCCAGAGCAGGCGAUCCCACGCUGGGAGCAAGAUUAUCGGCUCCAGGCUAUUUCCAAACUGGGACUCUUCUACGAAUAUCUUGAGAUGGGUAAGAGGGAAAACUGUCCUUCAGUCGUUUUAUUGGGCACAUUUUACAGCCGCACUCCUAAACUGGUUUCACAAGCUGCUCUGAAGUUCAAACUUUGCGUAAUUAUACAGCCAGGGUUAACUCAUUAUAGACUCAGGCAUAUGUUAUGGAUAAAGGUUGUUCCUCACAUUCCUAGUUGUUGAAUUCUGCUGUGGUUAGUUGUUACUAAAUGUUUACAGCCCCAUUUAGCCUCUGCUUUAAACACUUUUUUGGCAGCUUUUCCAGUGAUAUGAAAUCUGACACAACUUCUGGGUGUUACUUUUCACACAGUCACAACCAGUGUUGCCACAGCUACCUUUAAAAAGUAAUUUGGUUACUGAUUACGGAUUACUCCUCUAAGAAGUAACUUAGUUACUUUACUGAUUACUUGAUUUUAAAAGUAACUAAGUUAGAUUACGAGUUACUUUUGAGUUUAAUUCAGCAGCCUCAACACAUAAAUGACAACUGUUUUCUUUCCAACACUCACUUCAUUGGAAGUUAAUUUUAACAGGAAUAUCAAAAAUACAUGUUUAAAAAAAAGUAGUGUCUCUUGACUGACGAAACAUAAACAAUGUUUUUAUUAUAAAAUGUAAAAUAAAGACAGUCUUUCAAAUAGUGGCUUGAGAACACGCAUCUCUCUCCUCCCUCCAUUGUUGUUCAUUUGGCCGCAGCUGCUUUAUGUGUGUGUAAAUGUAUUACACAUGAGUGGGCCGCAUGCUGAAAACAUGACUUGUCGCCUACAUGACUGAUGUCACUCCCCCCAGAUGAAAACAAAUCCAUCUUUUUUUUAAGGAAAAUGAGAAAAAAGUAACGCACACAAAGACCUGGACAUACUCAAAUCAAAUUACUGGUUUGGGAAAUAGCAACCUGUUAAUUAUUUGCUACUGAAAAAAGUGGACUUAUUAGAGUAGUGCGUUACUAAGCAACGGGUUACUGGCAUCACUGGUCAUGAUGCAACCCAAAAGCUGUGCCUUUUGUCUUAGGCUAGCUGUUAGUGCCCACGUUUGUUCAGCAUUAGCUAUUUUUACAUUAGCCGCUGUUGUAAUGUCACUCACAACUUGCAGUUUUGAGGCUUCAUGGCAGAUCCUUUUAGAUGGAACAGCUCCAGGUGCCAUUUACAGUUAGUCUCCACAUCAAACUCUGAGCAAGAAGACAAACUAAGCAGAAAUAACAGUGCAAACAUUUGCAGAAAAUGUUUCAAUCACAGAGUUGUAGUAUGAAAAGAGUUAAAAGUUAUCAAAUAGUAAGUAAGAUUUUCAAAUGCUGCUUACCAGGGGCAGCUGAAUCCUGAGUGGCCACUGCCCUCCUUUUUCACAGUCAUGUCUCAUCUCUCUUAGUCAUCCAGUUUGGUUUCGUCACGCUCUUUGUGGCCUCCUUCCCUCUGGCUCCGGUCCUGGCUCUGGUCAACAACUUGUUUGAGAUUCGGGUGGAUGCUUGGAAAAUCACCACCCAGUUUCGUCGCAUCAUGCCUGAGAAAGCCCAGGAUAUUGGGGCCUGGCAGCCAAUUCUCCAAGGCGUUGCUAUACUCGCCGUUGCAACAAAUGUAAGUGACUUUUUUUUGACAGUGAGUCACCAACAAAUCUAAUGCACAACUGUAGCAUUGAUUCAUUUUUUUGUAAAGCUUAAAGGUUUGACCCUGAUGAAACUGUUACAUUUUGUUUCCCCUUCAAUGCAUUAGCAGACAAAUCACAGAGUACAUCUAAAACUUUCCAUUUGAUAUGUCAGUAACUAAAAAAGUAUCCCUGUGACCUUUCCUGUCAUCUUGGUGUCCCAACAGGCCAUGAUCAUCGCUUUCACAUCAGACAUGAUCCCUCGUUUGGUCUACUACUGGUCUUUCUCUGUGUACCCAUACCAAGAUCAGGGGACUCACACCAUGCAGGGUUACAUCAACACCUCACUGUCUGUAUUUGAUAUUAAAGAUUUCUCCAACGACAGCAGGCCCCUGAGUAUACCGGACAACAUAACCACAUGCAGGUACAAGAAUUGACCCUCUUGUUUUGGCUGCUUUUGAUUCCACUGUUGUAUAACUUUGAAGAGAGUCUACAAAUGAUUAAAAACCUUUCCUUAUCAGGUAUCGAGAUUUUCGGUAUCCUCCUGGACAUCCCAGGGAGUAUGAAUUCAGUGUCUACUACUGGCAUGUGAUCGCUGCCAAAAUGGCUUUCAUAAUUGUUGUAGAGGUGAGUGCAAACGUAACAGGACAUCACUCUCAAAAAGUAUGAGAUAAAAACAUGAAUUGUAAAGAUUCAGUAACGGUGGUCUCUCCUCUUCUUACAGCAUAUCGUUUACCUCACAAAGUUCGUCCUCUCCUACAUGAUCCCUGACGUCCCCUAUGCUGUCAAAGAGCAGAUCAAACGAGAGAAAUACCUAACCCAAGUGAUCCUCCACGAGACCAACCUGAAGCUUGUGACAAAACGUUUGAAACCAACCAAAGAUGAGACUGUGAGGGACUCAGAGGUGAUUGAGGUAAAGGACGAGCUGGAACUGUCUUUGGAUUUCUGACAGUAGAAGAAAAAGCACAGAGGAAGAGUUGGGACCUCCUGUUCAUCUGCAAAAAAGGUCAUCUGUGACGGUGUAAUUAUGUAACUUCCCGGUGUUUUGAUCACCCACCAUGAUGACCAACACCUUGAGAACCACUGAAAAAGACUGAUUUCUUCACCUUUGCCUAAUUUUCUAUCACUCUGGACUUUUAAAGCCAAAGCAUAGAAAUGGAAAGAGUCCAGCGCAUCCCUCCUUAAUCACCACAAAAAGUUUCUCUUCCUCUAGUGAAACUAGGCAAGACUGUCUUCCUUUUUUGAAGUCUGGUUUCAAUAUUCGAGACGAACAGAAGCAGGGAUGUUAAAUCUGUAACCUACAUUUAAGGACACAACUGUUAGAUGGGAAAAGCACUGAAAACAACAAAACAAAGACAUCUAAGCCUGAUGCCUGCCUCUCCGGGACCAUUAUUCACAGUCUCCAUGAUCUGAUGGAAAUUCAUGUUGUUGUUACAGCAGUCGGCCUGAUAGACUACUUCAAAUCUGUGUCUGCUGAAUGUAAGGAAUACACGUUAAAUUGAGGGGAAGCAACAGAACAAAGAAAGUGCCUUGACCUUGAGUUGCAGCUUUGGGAUAUCUUGUACAUUGAGCUACAUGCCAGUGGCUGAAAAGUGCCAUCCUCCGUCAGAUGGUUGCCUUAAGUGAAUGCUGUUGUGAAGAAUCAGUAUUAUCAAAUACAACAUUGCCGCACUUUCAAUGCAAUGAUGGCAAUCAGGAGUUCUUGUUAUUAAAGAGUUAUAGUGAUCUGUCAAACAGCUUAUGUUGUUAAGUGAUCGACAAUGUGCCAGAACUUUGGUUGGACAGAAACUAAGCAGAAGAUGGAGCUGAUGCCAUGUUGACAAGUUUAAAAACUUAAUGAUUUAAAACUGAAUACUCCUUUACUUUUGUAGGUCAGUUUCACCUUUGUUUGUUCUUUUUGUUUUUUUAUGGAAAGCUUCAAAUCUAUACCUGUGGAGUGGUUCAGCUGAGUAUUAUCCAUGUGUUUGUUAUCACUGCACCGAGACCACUACUCAAAACUGUGGCUGCAUGAUACAGGUGACAUGAUGUAGUGACUUAUCUUCUCCUGUGUCUAUGCUGAAAUCUUAGCUCCGCCUGUGCCUUAUAAUUGACUAACCCUGUGAUUUAUCAAUGGGACUACUACCACCACGUAUGUUCACAGUAUCAUAUACAGUACCAUCAAUAUCUUACCAUGCUUAUCUGUCAUGUGUUUUGAUUGAUAGAAUUCAAUUAAAUGGUUUUGUACAAUUUUU